Hipposideros armiger (great roundleaf bat) is the source of this 1410-nucleotide messenger RNA. It is a transcript of the gene IL2RG, whose product is annotated as interleukin 2 receptor subunit gamma. The record is from RefSeq and is a predicted model, not a curated record. Gene Ontology annotation, cellular component: membrane; external side of plasma membrane. Bases 67 to 1185 code for a protein of 372 amino acids. Gene Ontology annotation, molecular function: protein binding; cytokine receptor activity. Lineage: Eukaryota; Metazoa; Chordata; Mammalia; Chiroptera; Hipposideridae. Gene Ontology annotation, biological process: cytokine-mediated signaling pathway. The transcript is spliced from 8 exons.
UGUGGGCAGUGGGUGAGGGGCCCAGGUUCCUGAGCCAGUACACCCAGGGAACGAAGAGCGAGCACCAUGUUGAAGCUACCAUUGCCUCUCGGAUCCCUCUUUUUCCUGCAGCUGCCUCUGCUGGGGAUGGAGCUGACCCCAACGGUCCCCGUGCCCAGUAGGAAUGAAGACAUCACAACUGAUUUCUUCCUGGCCUCUACACCUUGUGAGACCCUCAGUGUUUCCACCCUGCCCCUCCCAGAGGUUCAGUGUUUUGUGUUCAAUGUCGAGUACAUGAAUUGCACUUGGAACAGCAGCUCUGAGCCCCAGCCCACCAACCUGACUCUGCACUAUUGGUACAAGAACUCUGACUAUGACAAAGUCCAGGAGUGUGGCCACUAUCUAUUCUCUUCAGAGAUCACUUCUGGCUGUCAGCUGCAAAAUGAGGAGAUCCAUCUCUACCAAACAUUUGUUGUCCAGCUCCAGGACCCACGGGAACCUAGCAGGCAGGCCACAAGGAAGCUAAAACUUCAGGAUCUGGUGAUCCCCUGGGCACCGGAGAACCUAACACUUCGCAGCCUUGGUGAGUCCCAGCUGGAGCUGAGGUGGAGCAGUAACUUGAACAAUAACUUGAACCACUGUUUGGAGCACCUGGUGCAGUACCGGAGUGACCGGGACCGCAGCUGGACUGAACAAUUAGUAGGCCAAAGCCCAAGCUUCACCCUGCCUAGUGUGGAUGGGCAGAAACUCUACACAUUCCGUGUUCGGAGCCGCUAUAACCCACUCUGUGGAAGCUCUCAGCACUGGAGUGAAUGGAGCCACCCGACCCACUGGGGCAGCCAUACUUCAAAGGACAGCCUGAUGUUCUUUGCACUGGAGGCCAUGCUCAUCCCCCUUGGUUCCAUGGGACUUGUCAUUAGCCUCAUCUGUGUGUACUGCUGGCUGGAACGGACGAUGCCCCGAAUUCCUACCCUGAAGAACCUAGAAGAUCUGGUUACUGAAUACCACGGGAACUUUUCGGCCUGGAGUGGUGUGUCUAAGGGAUUGGCGGAGAGCCUGCAGCCAGACUACAGUGAACGGCUCUGCCACGUCAGUGAGAUUCCCCCCAAAGGAGGGGCUCUAGGGGAGGGACCUGAGGGUUCCCCCAGCAGCCAGCAUAGCCCUUAUUGGGCUCCCCCAUGUUAUACCCUGAAACCUGAAACCUGAGCGCUGAUAACCUGACAGAAAACCCCAGGGCCCUAAACCCUACCUUCCCCUUGUCCCACUAGCCUGGAUCCAAUGCUUGCCUUGCCACCCUGCGGCUGGUUUUGAAUUGUGUUCCCCCUAUAUCUGCCCUCUUAUUCAAUACCUCCUCCUUGUGAAUUGCCCCUUUGACCUGUACAUGUUUCUCCCUCCCUCUUUCCAUCCAUCCUUCAAUUGUUCCCAAAUCAG